AUGACCAGCUAUGAACCCCCCCUUUGGCGAGACCCACCUAACCACUCAAUCUCAACAACUGAUCUGAUCGUCCGAGAGCAAGCCCACCUCGUCUUCAUGCCUUUACACGGACACCUGUUGGCCAUAAUGCCCUCAUCUUCGUACUCUGGGUUCGAGACCCUUGCGACAUGUCUUGAGCGGCGGCGGCAAACAGAGCAAAUGAACAUCUCCAUUCCACCCAUACACAGCGAGGCCAAAGCGUACGUACCGUUGUCCUCCGCCCUCGGUACCAACACCGGCACUUGGAAAAUCCAGUUGGUACAGGCGUCGCAUGCACAUGAGGUAGGCAUCUUUGACGACUCCUUCACCCUACACCCAACAGGUCUUGAGAUUUCUAAUCCAGGGUUUUCCGAAUGUUCCUACCGACAGAGCUCCAUGCAAACCGGCAACCAAUCCCAUUAUGAGAGAUAG
Sodiomyces alkalinus F11 is the source of this 450-nucleotide messenger RNA. RefSeq lists its product as hypothetical. The record is from RefSeq and is a predicted model, not a curated record. The transcript is spliced from 6 exons. Lineage: Eukaryota; Fungi; Ascomycota; Sordariomycetes; Glomerellales; Plectosphaerellaceae. The coding region runs from base 1 to 450 and encodes 149 amino acids.